AGCCAGGCCUCAGUCACAGUUGAGACGCCGAGCUGAGCCGAGCCAAGCCGAGCCGCAGGCCCCCGUCGGAGCGCCCCGGACCCCCGGAGGCCGGAGGGAAGGCCGCCUUGCCCGCUCCGCCCGCUCCACCCCACCCCGCCCCGCGAGGCAGACGAGGCGCGCUCCGCGACCCUGUGAUACGUGCUGAAUAGUCCUGGGAUUCGCGGAUUUCUGCCUCACGUACCCCUACCCCCCACACCUCCUCAGUGUGUCUCGCGGGGUUAAUCGGUCGUUUCGAACUUCCCGCCACUCGGAGAGCUGGAGUCACGAGGUCGGCGCAGGCGCACGCUGAUUGGACGGAAGUUUGAUUACAACAUGUCGGCAGUUUGUUUAUCAACACAGCCGAAACUGUCAUGCGACAGAGCACAUCCAUUCUUUCGGUUUUCAGCUGACCUGACAUAGACUUGUACGAUGACUCUUCGUAGUAGCAAUGUAGACUACUACAACAAAAUGCAAGAGCUGGAGGAACGAUUAAAACGAAGUGAAGAGGAGAGAAUGCUGUUGCAACGACAGUUUGAUCAUCUCCUUCUUGCCAAUCAUGAUAAGGAAAGGGCAAGAGUGUCAAUUGUUGAGGCAAGGUACAAACGCUUUCUGGAGGAAGAUAAACGUCGUAGAGAUCGUAAUAGCAGUCUUCUUCAGGCACUGGAUCGUAUCGAUAGCCACACAGCCAGCCUUGCUGCCAAGACAGAGAGAAUGCGAGCGCUAAGGAAACAUUAUGAAGCCUUUAUAGCUCAUUCAUAUCCUGGUUGGCAUACAGGAUUAGACCGCCCAUACUAUCCCUUAGCUGCUAUUGCUCCUGCCCCAAAUGUUAUGACCCGGGUGACUGAAAUCACAGGAUAUGAUACUGAGAGUGCUCAACGUUUCCCUGACCCCGUCGAUUACAGUGAGACUCAAUACCAUGCCUUACCAAGUAUACCGGCAAAGCCAUUCUAUCCUCUGACCUCACCUUUAUGCCGUUCAGAUAUUGCCAUAGCAUCUCGUGAAGAUUGUCCUGUGGUUGGACGUUCAACUUAUCCUACAGGAUCCUCUGCAAUAAGAAGUGCUUCUUUAAGUCCAUCAAGGGUUCGUGACUUGUCUUCGCAAUAUGAUGGAGGCAAAAUAUCAUCCUCUUCACUUAGACAUUAUGAUGUAUACUCUCCCCCAAAAAGCUUAGAUGCGGGACACUCUCCUCGAUCUAGGAGUGAGAUACAUUUUUCUAAGAAAAGAGAAGCAAUUCCACCCUCAAGAACCACUCAUUAUUACACUGAAGAAAAACCGUAUCAUCGACUAUCAACUUCAAAUAAUCGGAUUUUAGAUUAUGAUCAUGGGAAUUCCGACAUUGAGGCAGACCAAAAUACCAGUGGAGAUCUACUAAAUUUGUCAAAUUUAUCUUUAUCUGAUGAUUGUAUUUUGAAUGAAUCUGAGGUUCUAUAUUCGCCUUCCCCAUAUACUAGUGCUGACCAUAAUUCUUAUUCUAAUCCAAGGAAUUACAGUUCUGUUAAGGCAAACACAUCUGUUAGUCUUUCUAUGCCACAUAAAUCAGUAAGACAGCACGUAAGUCCCAGAGAGGUUUUUAUUCCAAAAAGAAGUGGGUCACUCUCACCGCCUGUCCUAACUAGUCCUUCCCCCAAGUCGAUACUUUCUCCAAGAAGCCGUAAGCCUGAAAUUUCAUCUUCCCUUCCCCUGUCUGAUAAUGUUCACCGAAUACUCUUACCAUCAGAAGACAUUGAAAUAAGAAGAUUAGAUUCAUCUCUCAGUCCAAGUAGACUAAAACCAACAUGGCAAACACUUCGUCCCAGCUAUUUACCUUCACCACCACGAAACAAUAUUCGACGAUCGGUUACAUUUACUGACCCAGAGUACGAAAACCCUUAUGUAUUUAGAGAUGACGAUGUCAGUUUGUAUAGUGGUUCAUACGGUUCGUUACGAAGGCAUUCACCAUCUCUGCCAAUCUCAAGUUGGGAAUCUAGUGACCAUGAGCGAUAUUUGCGGGAUAAGCAAGGCAGGGAAAAGGAUGCAUUUAGAGAAAAGAUAGAGCGGCUUAAAGAAUUGAUUCAAGAGAAUAAAGACCAGGAAAUAGGAUUACCAGCCACAUCUCUCAAAUCCAAAAUUACAGAAUAUGAUCAGCAUAAGAAAUCAUCAAGAGAAAGUUCACUUGAUAGAGAAUCAAAAGCAAAGGUGUCACAAUCACGACGAUCUUCUUUUGUCAGGGAACUUAGUUCUGAUCAUGAAGAGGAGCCAUCUCAAAUAACACCAAGGGAAAAAAAUAAUUCAUCCUACACAACUACAGAUCUUAGAAAUGAUUUAAAAUCUGAAGAGGAUUAUGAUAAAGAUACAUCAGAGGCAGUGUCUGAAAAAGAACAGUGGUCCGGUCAGUUUGAUGAAAAGGAAGAAGAUGCUAAGGAGAAAUUUAAAAAUUUAAGUGAAGAAACUGUAAUUUUAAGAACACUGAAUGGCUUGUCUAAAGAAACACUUCAGAAUUCAGAUGAUGCAAAAAAUGGCAGCUCCAAGCUACAUGAAGAAACUGAUCCAGAAAAAUCUAUUCCUGAGCAAAGAAGUAAUACUGAAGAUGUUGAAAAGCCUCAGCUGGAUCAACCAAGUAGUGAACAAGCUGUGAAAGAUGCAAAAGAGACAGAGGUGAAUCAAAGUACCAACUUCAUCAAAAUGGAAAGUCAAAAUCAAAUGAAAGGUUCAGUGGAAGCUGAAAAGCAUACACCUGUAGAAGCUGCUGAGAAAACUGAUUCUUUGAAAAGUGAACCAGAAGCUAAUUCCAGUUUGGAAACUGAAAAGCAACAACCCGUUUCAACAGAAGAGAAAGCCUAUGAUGACCUUACUGAUCCAAAUAAUUUCUCCUAUAAAGGAGAUGAACAGCAGCAGGCUUGGUCAAUGAGUGACGAUAAGUCACAAGUCCCGCAGCAAAACAUGCAAUAUAAUUAUGAACAAGGCGAUGAUUCAACCACUUAUGAAGGACAGGCUCAAAAUGAUGCUAAACAAGGGCAAGAUGGUGCGUACGAGCCCUAUACUGUUGGUCCAGAACAUGAACAGCAAGGCUAUGAAAGUUACAAAAAAGAAUCAGAUCAACCACCUGAUGUACAAGGAGAUUACAAUGAGACAGGGUAUGAAGCCUAUCAAGAAUCACAGCAGGCAGCAGAUUCAGUGAGUACUUACCCAGAGUAUACAGACGAUCCAAACCAAUACCAACAGAGUUAUGAACCAUACACAGGUGAUCAACAAUACUCUGAACAACAAGAUCAGAGCAAUUAUCAAUAUUCUCAAGAUCCUGAUAAGACUCAGUAUGAGUAUGAGGGACAAGAAUACAAUUAUCAACAAAAUACAGAUAACUACAACUAUCAGCAAGACCCGAAUUACCAACAAGAUUCAACGUACCAACAGGAUCAAACAUACCAGCCUGACCAAAAUUACUCACAAGAACAGAACUAUCAACAGGACCAGAACUACCCUCAAGAACCAGAGUACCAGCAAGAUUCUCAGUACCAAGAAGCUGGGUAUGAAGGAUCACAACAGUACGAAGGCUACCAACCUGGUGCAGAAGACAUUUCAGAGGACACCACUACACCAUCAGCUGAGUCAAAUUAUCAAGGGCAGCAGUACCAGGGAGGAGCAGCUGAACAACAACAGACACUUGAACAAUAUCGAGCUCUACUUGGAGCAGAUCCAAGCAGUGAGCCUGCCUACAGUGAUUCCAGUGAAAUUGAAAAUCAGAUGGCUGCAGUUGUAGGGCAGGGUGUUAAUAAUGCACCACCAAGUGUUUUGGAACCAUCUCAAUCAACACCACCAGCUUCUUCUUCUCCAGCAGGGUCUGCGGCCGCUAAAGGGAAGGCUGGGGCUAAAAAAAAACCUCAACUUACUCGAAAGCAAAGUAGUGUAACAGCUGAGAAUGUGGAAGGCAAGCAACAACAGGUCCCGAGCCUUACACCAAUGCCUGAGACACAUCCAGAUUCUUCAGCCUCCCAGUUAGCAAGUGACAGUGAUUUUGAUGUUAGCUCAUCACACUAGUUACCACAGAAAGCAGUUCAAUACUGCUUUACGCAGUAUACUGCUUAUUUGCAAAGUUCCUUUCAUUAAGUAGUGGCAUUAAUUACUAGUCACAUUCAUACCUACACAAUAGAAAAAUGAUUUGCCAUUGCAACAACUUUUUCAAUUUAAAAUUUGAAUGAAAUUUUAGAAGAAUUUACUGAUGAUGAGAAUAACUAGUAUCUCACAGCAAAGUAGAAUACCUGUAGCCUCUUCACAUUUUUAAACUGCACUAACAUAUUUUACAAAUGUUUCUGAAAUAAUUUUCUCAUUGUGUUAUAGCUAAUUUUAAAACUUUGUCUAGUUUAACACACAACAUAAUCCAAGUGCACAGUACAGAUAAAAUAUGUAUUACUUUUAAAACUUGUUAUUUGUACAGUUUAUUCUCUGAAGCAUGUAAUACAGUUUAUCAAUCGUAAGAAAAAUAAAUAUGAACCAUCACAA
Frankliniella occidentalis (western flower thrips) is the source of this 4497-nucleotide messenger RNA. RefSeq names its product mediator of RNA polymerase II transcription subunit 12. The transcript has 6 exons. The record is from RefSeq and is a predicted model, not a curated record. NCBI's taxonomy places the organism in Eukaryota, Metazoa, Arthropoda, Insecta, Thysanoptera, Thripidae. The coding region runs from base 451 to 4035 and encodes 1194 amino acids.